Molecule: messenger RNA, 306 nt
Organism: Malassezia vespertilionis
Lineage: Eukaryota; Fungi; Basidiomycota; Malasseziomycetes; Malasseziales; Malasseziaceae
Gene: RPA12
Product: DNA-directed RNA polymerase I core subunit rpa12
Exons: 2
Coding region: 1-306 (101 amino acids)
Biological process (GO): termination of RNA polymerase I transcription; DNA-templated transcription
Cellular component (GO): RNA polymerase I complex
Molecular function (GO): zinc ion binding; nucleic acid binding; DNA-directed RNA polymerase activity
Source: RefSeq, a predicted model, not a curated record
AUGCGCGCCUAUGUCUCCAGUUCUGAAUAUAUUGACCCGCCAGUCUACGAUAACAUGUCGAUUGUUACGCAUUCGAAUCCCGAGGCAUUCCCGUCGGUGCUUCGUCAGAAGCGCCAGUUGGUGAGCAAUGCUUUGGACGAAAACGCCGCGAUGGCUACGGAACAGACUACAAUCAAGGAAAAGUGUCCGGGCUGUGGUAACGAGGAGAUGAAUUACCAUACACUCCAGCUGCGCAGUGCCGAUGAAGGCUCUACUGUAUUUUACGAUUGCCCCAGAUGCGGGUACAAAUUUAGCCAGAACAACUGA